AUGUCUCAGGCGAUAGGCACCACCAGACCCAUCCGUGGAGGAUUAGCCAGGGCCUCACAAACGCAUGGUGGCUUCUUCUCCAGCCUCUUCUCAGGCCUGUUUGGAACCAGGGAGAUGAGGAUUUUGAUCCUGGGUUUGGAUGGUGCUGGAAAAACGACUAUUUUGUACCGUCUGCAGGUUGGGGAAGUGGUCACCACAAUUCCAACAAUUGGCUUUAAUGUGGAAACGGUCACAUACAAGAACUUGAAAUUCCAAGUGUGGGAUCUAGGAGGCCAAACAAGUAUCCGACCUUACUGGCGGUGCUACUACUCCAACACUGACGCAGUCAUCUACGUGGUCGACAGCAGCGACCGCGACCGGAUGGGUAUCUCCAAGUCUGAGCUCGUGGCCAUGUUGGAGGAGGAGGAGCUGAAGAAAGCCAUCCUGGUGGUGUUUGCAAACAAGCAAGACAUGGACCAAGCAAUGACGCCAGCCGAGGUGGCCAACGCUCUGGGCCUACCUGCUCUCAAAGACAGGAAGUGGCAGAUCUUCAAGACUUCGGCGACCAAAGGGACUGGCUUGGAUGAAGCAAUGGAGUGGCUGGUGGAUUCACUCAAGAGUCGACAGUAA
Messenger RNA from Nerophis lumbriciformis (worm pipefish), 609 nucleotides. The record is from RefSeq and is a predicted model, not a curated record. NCBI's taxonomy places the organism in Eukaryota, Metazoa, Chordata, Actinopteri, Syngnathiformes, Syngnathidae.